Molecule: messenger RNA, 1896 nt
Organism: Astrephomene gubernaculifera
Lineage: Eukaryota; Viridiplantae; Chlorophyta; Chlorophyceae; Chlamydomonadales; Astrephomenaceae
Source: the annotation of a GenBank genome assembly
AAUUGCCACCCGCUUUUCGAUUGGAAUUAGCUUUCCAGGAUAACUACAAGACAUACGUUGAAUACCGGUGUCACGUAGCAGCAAUAGCUACUAGGCUUGCAUCAUUUAAAUUUGUGCAGCAUAUACCGGCUCUUCCGGCACUCUACGCUGCUGUCUUUAGGCGGCGUGCGGAAUGUUGCUUCGUCGGCGUGUUGCGGCAUUGAUGGUCGUGGCUCUUGUAAGCACAUUGUCUACAGCUGCGAAGGGGCAGUCUGGCGGUAGUCUCAGACGGCUCACGGAAGCGCUGCUGCGAAAAUCAGUAACGCAAGCAUCGGAUGGCAUCAUCCCAGCGGAGCUGGUAGCCCGUCAAUUUAUACCUCCCUUAUGGUCCACUACAGACCGAGACGUCAUUCCAAGCGUUGGCAAGCAUAUCGGCAGGUCCCCUAAACAGGCUCAAGGGGACGAGCUUUCCAACGGCGCUGCCGAUCCUGACCCCGACCCACACCCCAAUCCCACCCGGCGUACCCUCCGCAACGACGAUUUCGUAUACACGGCGCCCUGCACUCCGCAGCGGCUGCCCCUGGCUCAGGCUAGUCGUUACUGGCGCAAAGGGAUGCGUGCCGUGUUUGUAAUGGACGAACCUACGGGCAACCUGCCAAAGGAGGUUACUGCAAGCGCAAACAAGUACCGUGAGUCCUACGCCUGGUUCCCCAACUUCCGCCGCAUGGCUAACGACAAGCGCGACCACUACCUGGAGGGAGACCGCCGGGCCGCCAUGACCCCCGUGCUCGCCUAUGCGGCGCUCGCUGACCCAGCUGCCAUGACACCCUGGACGCAGCUCCCAUCCGGACCCAGGUCCUCCGCCGCCAAGCCGACCCAGAUGGCAUCGGAUCCCUCGCCAACACCCACAGGAGCGGCGGCUAGCAGCGGUAAUGGCAGCAGCGCUGACCCCUUCCAGUGGUUGCUGGUGGGAGAUGACGACACCAUAUUCUUCAUGCGGGGCGUCAAGGCGCUGUUGCGGGAUUACGACCCGCAGUUGCCGUACUUUUUAUCGGAUUCCAUGUACGUGGGAUCCAAGUCGCCGCAGCCGGGUGUGUGGGAGAUGCGCUGUUACCCGUGCCACAUGCAGUGGGGCCGCUGGCGGCGGCGCGCGGGGCGGCGGUUGAUGGCGACAGCAGACGGCGGGCGGGAGGUGCAGCAAGCCAAGGGCUGCGGGUGUAGCACCGAGAACCUGUGCAAGCGGCGCUUCCCCGGCAACGAGACGCGGUGCCAGCAGGAGUGGGAGGGCCCGGUGCCCUGGGGCGGAGUGGGCUUCAUCUUCUCCAUCGGUUUCUUCAAGCAGCUGGCCGCCAGCCAGGGGGGCACCGGACUGCGAGCGUAUGAGGUGCGACCGACCGAGUGUCGACCAAGCGUGGCCAGGCUAGCACGCAUACGGCGUCCCCUGCUGCCAACCCCCGAGUACGCACUAUCCCUCGUUUCUCCCUCUGCUUUCUCGUUUCCCUCUGUUUUCCCUAUCCGAGAGCACCCAACAUGAACCCCGAACGCUCGCGGGCACAUGAGGCCUGUCACCAGGGUGCUGCGCACACCACCAAGGCUGCCCACAUCCUCGCGCGCUCUCUCGCUCCUUACCCCCGCCCCACUCGCCAUCCUGCAGACCUGCAUCAACGCGCCCGAGACCUCGGUGAUGUCCUUCCCGGAGGGCGGCGACGCCUUCAUGUCUCGCUGCUUCUGGCGCCUGGGCUUCCCCAUCACGGACCCGGGCUACACGCCCCUGGGCAGGUACAUGGGCGAGGUGCUGCAUCUCGGACACCUAUACGACGCCCCCGCCAACCUCACUCGCGGCCAGCUGCCCCCGCAAGCCAUGGAGCGCUGGUCCACCGCCGUCAGCAUGCACCUGGGGGCGCGGCAGCAGCGGUC